Messenger RNA from Echinops telfairi (small Madagascar hedgehog), 1434 nucleotides. It is a transcript of the gene MAGEL2, whose product is annotated as MAGE family member L2. The record is from RefSeq and is a predicted model, not a curated record. Lineage: Eukaryota; Metazoa; Chordata; Mammalia; Afrosoricida; Tenrecidae.
AUGUCACAGCUAAGUAAGAAUCUGGGUGGUUCGUGUCUUCCCACCGAGGCAGCGAAGUCCCCUGUCUGUAGCAUCAGGGUUCUGAUCCGAGGCCUGCCCGCCACUUCGAGGCCCAGCCCUUGGGAUCCACCUCCAAUUGACCAGUUUUCUUCGGCCAUUUGGCAGGCACCUCAGCCUGCCUGGGUGGCUCUGGAGGGCCAGCCUUCAACCCCAGUGGCCCAACCUCCUGCCCUAGGGGCCCCAGUGGUUCUGUCUUACUCUUGGCAUCCUCCAGUAGUCCAGUAGGCUCAGUCUCCAGCACCAGGAGUUCUUUUGGUCCAUUGUUCAGCUCCUAGAAUCUCCAUGGCCCACCCACCCCCUCCAGGGACUCGUAUUCCGGGCACACUGAUGGCACACCUGCCCCCUUCUGCCGCCCCAAUGGUGCACCCUCUCCCUCGGGAGAUCCUGAUGGCUCAUCCUCCUGCUUUGGGGACUGAGAUGGUUCAUCCUCCUACAGUGGGUUUGCCAGUGGCUCAACCUCUGCAGCCAGAGGCACAAAUAUCCCAUCCUGCCCUCACAGGGAUCCCGAUGACCCAGCCUCCAGUUCCAGGUGUCCUGAUGGCCCAGUCAUUGACUCCUGGAGCCCAGAUGGUCCAAACUUCGAUGCCAGGAGCUCCAACAGUCCAGCCUCCAUUUCCUGGGCCCUCGAUAACCCAGCUUCUGCCUCCUGCAGCCCAGAUGCCCAAGCCUGGUCCUGGCACCCUGAUGAUCCAGUCUCCAAGUCCCGGAGCCCCAGUCACUCAGCCCAACUUCGAGGGUGCACCAAUUGUCACAUCUGCUCAGUCUCUGGCUUCUUGAGUCCCACAAACUUAGCCGCUGAUCCAAUCUUAGAUGAUAAAGGUUCCACUGGUUUCACUGUGCCCUCAGGCCCCCCGGGCACAGUUGGCCAGACCCCUGGGCUAUCAGUCCACUUCACCACGCUGGCAGGCUUCUCACACCACACCACUGACCUGGAAGACCAUGCAGGUCACCUGUCAAGCCUCAGAAAUUGCCCUGUCAGGUGCCUCUUCCCAUGUGCCAGGGCCUACCAUCCAUCUGGUUGAGCUCACAGCCUUCGCGCCAGGCCCCACUCCCAAUCUGCAAGUCCACCCUCCACACCUGGCCAGCCCCUCAGAUCCAGGCUCCUGUCUGGCAGUCCCUGCCACCUCCUCCGUCCCUGUGACCAGGCAGGCUGCAGGCCUGAAAGGGGCAGGCAACUCUGCAGCAGAUCCUCCCAGUGCUGUCCGCAGGCCACCCAGGCACCCAGAUCUCAUACCACCUGCCAACAUCUGGCAGGUCCCCAAGGGCCAACCCCCAUUGCCACAGGGAUUGCCAACUUCUAUGGAGUUCCAGGACAUGCAGCAGGCCCAAGUCCUGGCCUGGGAUGCCUCACAGGCACCAGCUAACUUCUGCUAG